Molecule: messenger RNA, 537 nt
Organism: Felis catus (domestic cat)
Lineage: Eukaryota; Metazoa; Chordata; Mammalia; Carnivora; Felidae
Gene: OTOS
Product: otospiralin
Exons: 3
Coding region: 69-479 (136 amino acids)
Biological process (GO): sensory perception of sound
Source: RefSeq, a predicted model, not a curated record
ACCACCGUCUGAAGCCACCGAGACUGAAACUGCUGUGAAAACACUCAGAGCUUGUCCUUUUUCCAGAGAUGUUUUCCAGGGAGCUGCCCGGGGCAGGGGUGCUGGGAGGAAGCCGGGGCCCUCACGGGCGGCCGGUCUCACCCUCUGGGGUCCUCGUGCUGCAGGGGGACCGGAGCUCCAUCGGUUGGUGGAAGAUGCACCUGGGGAAAAUGAAGGCCUGCUUGGUGCAAGGGGUGGCCUUCUGCCUCCUGCUGGGACCUCUGGCGGGAGCCAAGCCAGUGCAGGAGGAGGGAGACCCCUAUGCCGAGCCACCGGCCAUGCCCUACUGGCCUUUCUCCACCUCUGACUUCUGGAACUAUGUGCAGUACUUCCAGACCAUGGGAGCCUACCCCCAGUUGGAGGACCUGGCCCGCACCUUCUUCGCUCACUUCCCCCUGGGGACCACCCUGGGGUUCCACGUCCCCUAUCAGCAGGACUGAGCACCAGCCUGGAUCCCUGGCCGCAAGCUCAAUAAAUUCCUCACCUGAGUCACACAAA